This is a messenger RNA of Bubalus bubalis (water buffalo), 3485 nucleotides long. RefSeq names its product NAD kinase (gene NADK). The record is from RefSeq and is a predicted model, not a curated record. Gene Ontology annotation, molecular function: NAD+ kinase activity. Bases 207 to 1403 code for a protein of 398 amino acids. The transcript is spliced from 12 exons. Lineage: Eukaryota; Metazoa; Chordata; Mammalia; Artiodactyla; Bovidae. Gene Ontology annotation, biological process: NADP+ biosynthetic process; NAD+ metabolic process.
GCGGGCCGGGUGGCCGCGGGGUCGGAGGCGGCCAUGGGGCAGGGGGCGGCCGCGGCUCCAGGGGCCAGCUAGUGACGGCGAGCGGCGGCGGGGCGCCGGGACGCGCGGGUGUGGCCUGGCGAGGAGACGGCCCCGCAGGCUCCCGGGGCAGCGAACGGCAUCCUGGGUUUUCGGGCCAAAGUCCUCCACGUCCAUCAACUGCAGAAAUGGAACAAGAAAAAGUCAACGGGAACAAGGAGCCGAGUGCAGAGGCAUCUUCGUACCGCUGUUCCGCGUGCCAUGGGGACGAGGACUGGGGCCCGGGGCACCCACUCCGGGGCCGCGCCAAGUCCCGCAGCCUGUCGGCUGCGCCUGUCCUGGCCAGCGCCCGCGAGUUCAGGAGGACCCGCUCCCUGCACGGGCCGUGCCCAGUGACCACGUUUGGACCAAAGGCCUGCGUGCUGCAGAAUCCCCAGACCAUCAUGCACAUCCAAGACCCUGCCAGCCAGCGGUUGACGUGGAACAAGUCCCCAAAGAGUGUCCUCGUCAUCAAGAAGAUCCGGGACGCCAGCCUGCUGCAGCCCUUCAAGGAGCUCUGCGCGUACCUGAUGGAGGAGAACAACAUGAUCGUGUAUGUGGAGAAGAAGGUUCUGGAAGACCCUGCCCUCUUGAGCGAUGAUCACUUUGGGCCAGUGAAGAGGAAGUUCUGCACCUUCAGAGAAGAUUACGAUGACAUCUCCAAUCAGAUUGACCUCAUCAUCUGCCUGGGGGGCGACGGGACCCUUCUAUACGCUUCCUCCCUCUUCCAGGGUAGCGUGCCUCCAGUUAUGGCAUUCCAUCUGGGCUCCCUGGGCUUCCUGACCCCCUUCAACUUCGAGAACUUUCAGUCGCAAGUUACUCAGGUGAUACAGGGGAAUGCAGCUGUUGUUCUCCGGAGCCGGCUGAAGGUCAGGGUCGUGAAGGAGCCCCGAGGGAAGAAGGUGGCUGUCCCCAAUGGCAUCAGCGAGAACGGGGUGCUGGCUGCAGGCCUGGACGUGGAGGUUGGGAAGCAGGCUGUGCAGUACCAGGUCCUGAACGAGGUGGUGAUUGACAGAGGCCCCUCCUCUUACCUGUCCAACGUGGACGUCUACCUGGAUGGGCACCUCAUCACCACAGUACAGGGCGAUGCGUGUCCCGCAGGCGUGAUCGUCUCCACCCCGACGGGCAGCACGGCGUAUGCGGCCGCCGCGGGCGCGUCCAUGAUCCACCCCAACGUGCCCGCCAUCAUGGUCACACCCAUCUGCCCCCACUCGCUGUCCUUUCGGCCCAUUGUGGUGCCCGCGGGGGUUGAGCUGAAGAUCAUGCUGUCACCAGAGGCAAGGAAUACUGCAUGGGUAUCUUUCGAUGGACGAAAGAGACAGGAGAUCCGCCACGGAGACAGGUGAACAAUCAUUAACAGGACAAAGAAAAGGGGGCAGGAUACAAACUCUGGAAGUGUGACCAUGGAGCAAAGACUCCAGCAAUGGUCGAAGGCCUGGGUAACACUGUCCUCUGUGCUGGAGUGGCCAGCCCAAGAGGGGAAGGUGACUUGGCACUCCAACGUCAUUUCAGAAUUGUUAAAAUGAACUGUCUCAGAUAAAAUGCAAGAAAGACUCGGCUAUAAAGUUUUUGCUGCUUUUCAUACAAUUGCUUUUGAAAUUAUUUGACUACAAGUAACUCACUGAUCAGCAACAACCAGUGCUGCUGGGCAGUCAUCAAGCAUCUCAGAGUUGCGUGCAAAGUAGGAAAAUCUACCCUAUAAACUUUGUUCAGUGUCCUGAAUACUCACUUUUAGGGAUGAUGAAGGUGUCAUAUUCUGCUCCGAGAUACAGAUGUUAAGAGAACUUCACUUUUGCUUUCUUUUUUGCAUUUUAGGCCCAGGCCCCUGACCAACCCCUGGGUUGUCCAGGCCUUUCCUCCAGUCAUACCUUCUGGAGGAUCCCAAGGAAAACCCUUCCCCUGCACCUCGUGGCCCAAACGCUGCCUGUAGACGCCAGAGGUAGGCAGAUACCACCAUCCAUUAACUGACCCUCUGGUCAAUAUCUAAAGGAGAAACUAUUCAUUUUAAAACAAUAUGAAGCUAAAUAUAUGAAAGUCUGACAAGAAGAAUAGGCCUUGGACUUCCCUAGUGGUAUAGCGGAUGAUAAUCCACCUGCCAAUGCUGGGGCACGUGUUUGAUCCCCGGUCCGGACAGAUUCUGCAUGCCACAGAGCAACUAAAAACCGUGCACCCAACUACUGGAGUCCAUGCUCCGGGCCCAUGCGUGCUCCGCAACAGGAAAAGCCACCACGAUGAGAAGCCCAUGCACUGCAACAGAGUAGCCUCUGCUCGCCACAACUACAGAAAGCCCCCGGACAGCAACACGUACCCAGUGCAACCGAAAUAAAUAAUUUUUUUAAAGUAGGCCUUAAGAAGAGCCCAUUAGAAACUUCUCUGGCGGCUGACUAAGACACCAAGCUUCCAACGCAGACGGCAUGGGUUCAAAAACUAGGUCCCACAUACGGAAACUAACACCCAGGACAGACAAAUAAAAAUAAAUAUUAAAAUGAAGAGGAAGAAGAGCCCGUUAGCAGUAACCUCGCUCCUAAAAAUUACCUUUAAAAGUAAGUGGAGAGAAUUCCUUGGCAGUCCAGUGGCUAGGACUCCAAGCUUUCACUGCAAGAGCCUGGGUUCAAUCCCUGUUCGGGAACUAAGAUCCCACAAGCAGUGUGGCACGACUAAAAAAAAAAUUUUUUUUUUUUUUGCUAAAAAUUAAUAAUGUAAGCCAGGAGGAAAACCGGGCCAGGAAGAUGCUGCGCAUGGUGCCAGGGAUGGGUCGGGGGUGGGGGCGCGUGCGCAGGCAAGACAGUCCCACUGAAGCCCCUCCCCGACUUGGGCCAAGGCCGCGCCCCCUGGUGGAACUCCCCAAACUCAGCCAACCGGCGUCCUCGUGAGGGGCGUGGCCUUGGAUUCUAGCUGUCCCUAGUGCACCUCCGUUGCUGGCUUCCUCAGCUAGGACAGUCCCUUUGUCUUUCCUCUUCUAAGGGAGGCUCCUUGAGGCUGAAAUUUCUGUCUCUUGAAACCAAAACUCAGAGCCAGCUUAUAGGUCGGCUCCUCCACGAACUUGCCGCUCCCUGGGUCGCGGUGGUACGGCCCGGAAGUUAUCAACGGUUCCCAGAAGCAUCACCCCUGACUGGACUGAAUUGGUACGGCCCGGAGGAUACCAAGGGGACGACCGUGAGAGGGUGCCGUUAUCCAGAAGCACCUGCCCCGCUGGCCGAGAUGGUACGGCCCGGGACGUGCCAAGAGAACCGCGAGGGGGCGCCAUCACCCAGCAGCACCACACCAGCCUGGGCCGAGGUGCUACAACCCAGAGGGGACCAAGGCCGCGGGGGCCGCCAUCGCCCAGCUGCACCACCCUCGCCUGGGCCACGUAUUACGGCCCGGAGGGUACCAAGGCCGCGCGCCGCCAUCGCCCAGCAGCACCACCUCCACCUGGGCUGAUGAGG